Messenger RNA from Maniola jurtina (meadow brown), 3398 nucleotides. Its product is annotated as protein FAN-like. The record is from RefSeq and is a predicted model, not a curated record. The transcript has 13 exons. Bases 221 to 2830 code for a protein of 869 amino acids. NCBI's taxonomy places the organism in Eukaryota, Metazoa, Arthropoda, Insecta, Lepidoptera, Nymphalidae. Gene Ontology annotation, molecular function: protein binding.
GGUUGGCAGCCCGCAGCACAGACUCAAGGAACAAUAGCUUUAAGCAAGGAAGACGGAAGUGGAACAUUUAUAUUUUAUACUUUAGGGAGCACAGACCACGCAUCCGGGUUGGUAGUUGGUGUGUAAACUGCAAAUUACAAAAUUGCAUAAAUGCUUUGGCGUUCUUUCGUUUUAUUAAUAUUGUAUCCCUGUGCUAAAUUUAUAUAUCAAAAAUAGGAAAAUGAAUAAAACAAGAUUUUCUAUGUUAUUGUUGGAGCCUGGUGAAAUAUAUUUUGAGGAUUAUUCUUGCUCAAUGAACACAGUAAAUUCACAAGGCACUAAAGAUGCAAAACAGGGUCGAUUAAAACUGUGUUCCAAAUCCUUAGUUUUUGAACCUAGGGAAUGGGAUUAUCCAUUAAUAAAACUACACUUUAAAGAAUGCACAGAGGUUGAUACAAUAAACACAUAUGAUGAAAGAAAUGUGAUUAAAGUGAGAGUCGGACAGUAUGCAGAAAUGUUGGAGGGAAAUAUAUUGGCACCAUACAAGUUCCAAUAUGAGAGCAAAGACUUUUUUUUCUUCUUCGAUUUUUCAUCUGCUGAAGAAUGCUUAAGUCAGAUGCAACAACUUUUGAGAGCAUCAACACUGCAUGCUCCGGAGCAUAAUAGUAUGAUUGCAACUAUUCUUCACUCACGCUACAUGAGGAUGGUGUUUGACCCUGUCAUGAUGGAUGAUUACACUGAAAAGAUUAUAUGUGAAUUUCAGACGGAAAAAAUAUCUCCAUUAGUCAGGCAUCAUGGCAAGCUAGCUCUGACACCUACUACUCUAUAUUUUCAACCCUUCAGUAAUAUAGAAAAUAGUCCAAUCUUAAAAAUGAAACUUGAUGAAAUGAGAAGGAUAUACAAACGAAGAUUUUUACUAAGGCAAGUUGGUCUUGAAAUAUAUAGUGCAGAGGAAAGUCCUACAUCUCAUUUAUAUUUGUCAUUUCAAAAUGAGAAUGACAGAGAUAGAGUCUACCAGAUAUUGGAAGAAUCACCAAAUGUUAACUUAGAAAGAGUGCAUGUAGAAGAGAUGACUCUCCAGUGGCAGAAUGGAAUUGUUUCCAAUUACGAUUACUUAAUGUAUCUCAACUGCCUUUCAGAUAGAAGCAGAAAUGAUCUCACACAGUAUCCCUUAUUCCCGUGGGUGGUGGCAGACUAUGUCUCGGAAAGAUUAGAUCUUGAAAGCGCUGAAACAUUUAGAGAUUUGUCCAAACCAAUGGGAGCCCUAAACCCGGACAGACUGGAAAAAUUACUUGAGAGGUAUCAUGAGAUGUCAGACCCAAAGUUUUUAUAUGGGUCCCAUUAUUCUGCACCUGGUCUCGUUUUGUUUUAUCUUGUAAGAAAAUAUCCACAGUACAUGUUAUGUUUGCAAAACGGAAGAUUCGACCAUCCAGACAGAAUGUUUAAUUCAGUGAAAGAUGUUUAUAACAAUUGUUUGAAGAAUAUGUCGGACUUCAAGGAACUGGUCCCAGAAUUCUACGACACAAAUGCAAAAGGAGAUUUCCUAGUAAACAUUUACGACAUAGAUUUUGGUAUGAGGCACGACGGCAGUAAAGUCGAUAAUGUGAAUCUACCGCCGUGGGCAAACUCGCCCGAGGAUUUCGUGCGCAAACUGAGGGAAGCCCUGGAGUCUCCGUAUGUCUCUAGAUAUUUACAUUUAUGGAUAGAUCUCAUAUUUGGGUACAAGCAGAGAGGUGAAGAGGCUGUGAAAGCAAAUAAUGUAUUCCAUCACGUCUGUUACGAGGGCUCAGUCGAUCUAGAUUGCAUUUACGACAUGAACGACCGGCACGCUUUGGAGGUGCAAAUAAUGGAGUUCGGUCAAGUGCCCAAGCAACUGUUCACCAAGCCGCACGUCAGAAAAAUAAUACCGCAUAUCACCAAACAACUAUCUAUACAAGAUUACGAGAAUAAUGAGUAUAGUCUGGAAUGUAUAGACACUAUUUGGUUGCAUAAGGAAGCGGUGAAUUGCGUGUUGAGGAAAGAAGAUAGGAUUAUAUCCGUGUGCAAGGAUGGCACCCUCAAAGUGUAUGAUAUGGGGCAAAGGAAGCAGAUUCGCAGCGUUAUAUUGAGCUCGACGCCUCUGAGCUGUUGUGUGAUGGUCGAUGAGCAUAUCGUGGCUGUUGGGUCGUGGGAUAAUGAAAUUUACCUUUACGAUGUUGAAUACGGUCGAGUGGUGGAGAGUUUCCGGGCGCACGACGAUUCGGUCAACUGUCUAAAAUGGUUACCUAAAGAGCGUUUAUUGGUGUCGGGCGGUUGGGACGGCGUGGUGCGAGUGUGGGGCAGCGUGGGCAGGGUCGGGCAAGCGCUGCGCGGGCUUAAGGCGGAGUUUGACCACGAUGGGAAGAUCAGCACCGUUGCUUACAGGUACAGACGACACUUGCUAGAUAUAAUAGCCGGGACGAGUGACGGCGAAGUGUUCAUAUGGGACUAUUCGACCAAGGAGCUUAUAAACAAAAUUGCCGUACAUUCCUCGCCAGUCAACGGCGUAUGCCUGCUCUGUGAAGACAGGAUAGUAACUGUCAGUGAUAGCGGGGAAUUGAAUGUUACUGAUCUGACAGUUUUGAAUUCGGUGUACAAAAAGCAAGUGUCGUCCACGAUAACCUCGCUGUGCUGCGACGGCGCCAGCGUGCUCUGGCUCGGCGGCGCGGGCUCGCUGCUGCAGUGGAACAUGACCGCCGUGGCGCAGCUGAGCGAGCUCAAGGCUCACGACGAUUUAAUCUGGAGCAUACACUUGGAUUCUACAUCGAAGACCCUUAUUACGGCUAGUGAUGAUAAGUCGAUUAAAGUGUGGCAACUUACGCAGAAAUCCUGACCAUAUUUUGUAAUAGUAUUUUUAUUUCAGUAUUAAUUAUGCUCAUUUGUAUCUGUAUUCAGGUCGCGUUAUAUUUCUAGCCAAUCCUAUGAAUUAACUGCCUACUCCGUCGAUUCUGUGUCGUAGAACUUUUUUCGAACCUGCCCGAUUGUUGUGCAACAGUCGCGACCUGUCCAGUGUCCAUUCCAUCAAAACCACGUACACCCCAUUUAAAUAGGGUAUUUUACCGGUUUUUGAAAAGUAAUUUCUCAUAGUAAAGCUCCAAAGGUGAUAAUUACAUCAAAAAAAUUAUUCAAUCGAUAAGUGCAAUAAAAUUGCAUUUAAAUUUUGUAUUUUAAACUCUGCGAAAACGUUAACCGCCAUUAUCGACAGUAGUGAUUGCACUAUCGUUAUGUCAGUUUUUGCGCUAAAAUUUAAAAUUCUUUUUCCAAAAAGAUGCAGAUAUCUCAUACCUCUAAAUUUUGUUUAGAUAAGUGUAAAUAAAAAAAUUUAUAACACCCCCGACAAGUGAAGAUUACAGUAACUAGAACAGAGCUGAUAACUUUCAAACGGCUGAACCGAUUUUCUU